GUUUCCAACGUCAACUUUUGACGUUUACAAUAAUUUAUAAAUGGUGGCACUUUUUGUAUUAAGUGCAAAUUAUUGUGAAAAUGGCUAGUGUCGGUUUUAGAUGGCUAGAUAUUUUAGAAAAAGAAUUUGAUAAAGCCUUCGUCGACUUAGAUCUAAGCAUCAGUGAAUUGGAAUCCGAGGAACCUAACCUGGUCUUCAAUGUUCGUCAGAAGCUAUGCACUUUAAGUUCUUGCUUUGCACAACUUACACAUAAGGCACAAACCAUUUUUCAGAACAGUGCAAAAGUAGAGGCUGAGUUAAUUCAUAUGCGAGCUGAGUUAACGGACUCUAAAUCAAAGAGAGAAGUAUUAGAAAACGAAUUACAUCACCUGCUACUCCAACUACACUCUUCACAACUUUCAAGGCUUCCUGACAGUUUAGGCAACAAAAGACACGAUCAGUAUAUCAAACCGGAAGUUAAUGUUAUUAAACAAAAAUUAGAAGCAGAAAUUAGACAGAGUCCACUUCGUGGAGCUGGAAGUAAAGACCAUGAAGAAUUGAAAAUAAAUCCAACUUUAUUAGAGCCUGCGCAGUACAAAGCAAACAUAAUGCAGUUACAGUCAGAAAAUGCCACGUUGAGAAAUGAGAUUUUGGCGUUAACUAGUGAAGUUUAUGGUGCUAAAUUAGCCUCAAAAUAUUUGGACAAAGAGUUGGCUGGAAGAAUACAACAAUUGCAACUAUUAGGUAGAGAAAUGCGAGGUGAUAUAAGAGAUAAAUUAUGGAGGCAACUUGAAUCAGAAAUUUUACUACAACGACACAAAACUGUCGUACGUGCCUGUAGACGAAACAGUACGUUAAAUGGUUCGGAGAAGGGCAUGAAACCUGAAGCAGAAUCCAAUACUGAAGCUACCGAACAUUUUGGUGAUGUUAGGACUGUUGCAGUUAAAAGAAAACCCGAUCAGGGCUUAGGUAUUAGUAUUACGGGUGGUAGAGAACAUGGAGUUCCGAUUUUAAUCUCAGAAUUAGAACCCAAUGGACCAGCUGCUUUAUCCGAACAGUUAUAUAUUGGAGAUGCCAUAUUGUUUGUAAAUGAUAUAGAUUUGAGAAAUUCUUGCCAUAGGGAAGCAGUUAAUAUUCUCCAACAACAACAAGGUGAUUGUACAUUACAAGUUCAGUAUAUAGCAGCAGAUGACAGUGAUAAUUCGUUAGAAGAAGAUGGUUUCAAUUUUAGAUUUUUCGAGGAAAGCGUUUGUGAUGCCAACAAUGCAACUAAUUAUAAAUCGACUGAUGAUAUGAUAAAUACACCUACAGCUCCUCGAACGCCAGAAUCUAGUUCUGGCAGUAGGUCACCUCAUCACAUUAUUCGGAGUCCCGUUCAAAUAAUCCCGAGUAUUAAUAACGAGCAAAGGCAAAUACCGAACUUUCCUUGUAUUUUCGACAACACAAAAAAUGAUAAUGGAAACGUGAAAGAAUUUUCAAAUACGAACAAAAGACAUAUAACUACUUUCGAUAUAACUAAAAACAUUUCGAAUAACAAUGAUUCCCCAGAAGCGACUACCAAAAAUAUAACCACCAAUAACGCAUAUAGCGUCGAUACUAACGACUUAGUCUUAAUUGAUAAUGUAACGAAUAACAUUAUCAAAUUAGAAAAUUUUAAGAAAGUCGAUAUAUUAGCGACUCUGGAGAACACCUGCAACACCUCAACAAAUUCCCUCAAUUCGGAAAAUUUAUCUUCGCCGAUGCAGACCAGCACUGAUGUAUAUUUAGACUCUGAAAUUGUUUCAACUGAUUUAGCCUCAAACGAUUCUCAGUCGCCUAAAAACGUACAAGAAUCAUUUAAACCAAAAUUUAACUACGACAAGCAUAUGGUUAAUACCCAAACAGAGAGUUUGGUUAGUAAGUUGAAAAUUUAUGGUUCGAAUGAAUCACUUUCCAACCCGAAGAGUGACCAAAGUUUGUUAAACUCAGAAGAUAGCUGUGGUAGUUCCCCUGUACAUAAAUUGAGUAGAGAAUACAAAAAGCAAAAGAAGCACAAGAAGAAGUAUUUUGGUGUAAAAACGUUACAAAGUAUUUUUAAUAAACACGAUGGUUAUUCUGAUAUUUCUACUACCGCUUCCGAAUUCGGUGACGAUCCUCCCCAACUGGAAUUAAAGGAAACCGAUAUAGUUGCCCCAGCAAAUCAUUCAAAAUACAGUGACAUUAGUCCACAGUUUGAGGAAAAUAUACAUAGUCUGUUAUCCGAUAUUUUUGUGAAACAUUUCCCUGUGGUAGGCUCGGAGCAAAAUGCUACAUUAAACUUAAAUAAGAGCGUCGGCACGAAAAAGUAUUUUUCGCUGCACGGGCAGAACCUGAGAGUUGGAAAAGCGCUUCGACUGUGUCCCAAUGAAGAAUUUACAGAAAACGAUAGUGAACAAAGGAAAGAGAAACUCUUGGCGAGAUAUGUUUAUAACGCGAAUUCUAGUGCUGAUGGAAUUGGUGAUCCAGAUUUUGGAACACCCGUUUGAGGAAAUAGAGCGUUUUAGGUACAUAAUUUAAAUU
This is a messenger RNA of Diabrotica virgifera virgifera (western corn rootworm), 2517 nucleotides long. RefSeq lists its product as uncharacterized. The transcript is spliced from 8 exons. NCBI's taxonomy places the organism in Eukaryota, Metazoa, Arthropoda, Insecta, Coleoptera, Chrysomelidae. The record is from RefSeq and is a predicted model, not a curated record. Gene Ontology annotation, molecular function: transmembrane transporter binding. The coding region runs from base 81 to 2483 and encodes 800 amino acids. Gene Ontology annotation, biological process: negative regulation of protein localization to cell surface. Gene Ontology annotation, cellular component: membrane; trans-Golgi network transport vesicle; Golgi apparatus.